AUGCUGCUCCAGCGUGGAAGUGGAAGUGACACCACCCUGAACGGCACCGCAGUUCAAGAAGGUCAAGAAACGGCUGAGGAUGAGGAGGAGGACGACCAGCCUCUGAGCCUGUCCUGGCCCGACUCCUGCCACAAGCGCAUCACGUACCUCCUCAUCAUUCCCAUCGUCCUCCCACUGUGGUUAACGCUGCCCGACGUCAGGAAGCCGACUGCCAAAAGGUUCUUUCCCAUCUCCUUCAUCGGUGCCAUCUGCUGGAUUGCAGCAUUCUCCUACUUAAUGGUGUGGUGGGCUCACCAGGUUGGAGAGACCAUCGGGAUUACGGAGGAGAUUAUGGGCCUGACUAUAUUAGCAGCUGGAACGUCCAUCCCUGACCUCAUUACCAGUGUCAUCGUGGCACGCAAGGGGCUGGGGGAUAUGGCUGUCUCCAGCUCCGUCGGCUCCAACAUCUUCGACAUUACAGUAGGACUGCCGUUCCCCUGGCUCUUGUGGUCCUUUAUCAACAACAUGUCUCCGGUGAAAGUCAGCUCCAACGGCCUCUUCUGCGCCAUUGUGCUCCUCUUCAUCAUGCUCCUCUUCGUCCUCAUCUCCAUCGCCGCUGUAAGUGGCGCAUGA
Messenger RNA from Trematomus bernacchii (emerald rockcod), 612 nucleotides. RefSeq names its product sodium/potassium/calcium exchanger 2-like. Gene Ontology annotation, molecular function: calcium, potassium:sodium antiporter activity; calcium channel activity. Gene Ontology annotation, cellular component: membrane. The record is from RefSeq and is a predicted model, not a curated record. The transcript has 6 exons. Gene Ontology annotation, biological process: long-term synaptic depression; intracellular calcium ion homeostasis; calcium ion transmembrane transport. Lineage: Eukaryota; Metazoa; Chordata; Actinopteri; Perciformes; Nototheniidae. The coding region runs from base 1 to 612 and encodes 203 amino acids.